Molecule: messenger RNA, 4178 nt
Organism: Carlito syrichta (Philippine tarsier)
Lineage: Eukaryota; Metazoa; Chordata; Mammalia; Primates; Tarsiidae
Gene: SYMPK
Product: symplekin
Exons: 26
Coding region: 243-4082 (1279 amino acids)
Cellular component (GO): mRNA cleavage and polyadenylation specificity factor complex
Source: RefSeq, a predicted model, not a curated record
UCUGCCUCUGACCUGGGAGACAUCUGUUUCCCCCCAAACUACACCCCCAUGCACACAUAUAUAAGCCAGAGACAGACCCUGGAGGAGAGAGGGUCUUCAGAAGGCCCAAUGGGGAAAGCACAGGCUGGGAAGGAUGCUUGAGCUCCUUGUAGGUGUUGGGGUGACAGUCUGGGCCAGGCCAUCUACAGGGACUCUGUGCUUGAUCCAUCCCCUCCUUUUCCAGGGACUGCCUGACAGCAGCCAUGGCAAACAACAGUGGGGACAGCGUCACCCGCCGGAGCGUGGCAUCACAGUUUUUCACUCAAGAGGAGGGGCCAGGCAUUGAUGGCAUGACCACCUCAGAGAGGGUGGUGGAUCUUUUGAACCAGGCAGCGCUGAUCACCAAUGACUCAAAGAUCACAGUGCUCAAACAGGUCCAGGAGCUGAUCAUCAACAAAGACCCCACACUACUGGACAACUUCCUGGAUGAGAUCAUCGCUUUCCAAGCAGACAAGUCAAUCGAAGUGCGCAAAUUUGUCAUUGGCUUCAUUGAGGAGGCAUGCAAACGAGACAUUGAGUUACUGCUGAAACUGAUUGCAAACCUCAACAUGCUCUUGAGGGACGAGAAUGUGAACGUGGUGAAGAAAGCCAUCCUCACCAUGACCCAGCUCUACAAGGUGGCCCUGCAGUGGAUGGUGAAAUCUCGGGUCAUCAGCGAGCUCCAGGAGGCCUGCUGGGACAUGGUGUCUGCCAUGGCUGGGGACAUCAUCCUGCUGUUGGACUCUGACAAUGAUGGCAUCCGCACCCACGCCAUCAAGUUUGUAGAGGGCCUCAUUGUCACUCUUUCACCCCGCAUGGCCGACUCGGAGAUUCCCCGACGCCAGGAACAUGACAUCAGCCUGGACCGAAUCCCUCGUGACCACCCCUACAUCCAGUACAACGUCCUCUGGGAAGAAGGCAAGGCAGCCUUGGAGCAGCUGCUCAAGUUCAUGGUGCACCCCGCCAUCUCCUCCAUCAACCUGACCACGGCACUGGGGUCCCUCGCCAACAUCGCCCGCCAGAGACCCAUGUUCAUGUCUGAGGUGAUCCAGGCCUAUGAAACCCUGCAUGCCAACCUACCUCCGACACUGGCCAAAUCACAGGUAAGCAGCGUGCGGAAGAAUCUCAAGAUGCACCUGUUGAGCGUGCUGAAGCACCCAGCCUCUUUGGAGUUCCAGGCCCAGAUCACCACCCUGCUUGUGGACCUGGGCACGCCUCAGGCUGAGAUUGCCCGCAAUAUGCCCAGCAGCAAGGAUUCCCGCAAACGGCCCCGAGAUGACUCGGAUCCCACACUCAAGAAGAUGAAGCUAGAGCCCAAUCUGGGGGAAGACGAUGAGGACAAGGACUUGGAGCCAGGCCCAUCAGGAACCUCGAAGGCCUCAGCCCAGAUCUCCGGCCAGUCGGACACAGACAUCACAGCCGAGUUCCUCCAGCCUCUGCUGACACCUGAUAAUGUGGCCAAUCUGGUCCUCAUCAGCAUGGUAUACCUGCCUGAGACCAUGCCUGCCUCCUUCCAAGCCAUCUACACCCCCGUGGAGUCAGCAGGCACUGAGGCCCAAAUCAAGCACCUGGCUCGGCUUAUGGCCACACAGAUGACAGCUGCGGGACUGGGACCAGGUGUGGAGCAGACCAAGCAGUGCAAGGAGGAGCCCAAGGAGGAGAAGGUGGUGAAACCAGAGAGUGUCUUGAUCAAGCGGCGCAUGCCAGCCCAGGGCCAAGCCAUCUCAGUGGUGGGCUCCCUGAGCUCCAUGUCCCCCCUGGAGGAGGAGGCGCCCCAGGCCAAGAGAAGGCCAGAACCCAUCAUUCCUGUCACACAGCCCCGGCUAGCAGGUGCUGGCGGGCGCAAGAAAAUCUUCCGUCUCAGUGACGUGCUGAAGCCCCUGACCGACGCCCAGGUUGAGGCCAUGAAGCUAGGUGCUGUGAAGCGGAUCUUGCGGGCUGAGAAGGCUGUGGCCUGCAGUGGGGCCGCCCAGGUGCGCAUAAAGAUCCUGGCCAGCCUGGUAACACAGUUCGACUCGGGCCUGAAGGCUGAGGUCCUGUCCUUCAUCCUGGAGGAUGUGCGGGCCCGCCUGGACCUGGCCUUCGCCUGGCUCUACCAGGAGUACAACACCUACCUGGCAGCUGGUGCCUCAGGAAUCCUGGACAAGUAUGAGGACUGCCUCAUCCGCCUGCUCUCGGGCCUGCAGGAGAAGCCAGACCAGAAGGAUGGGAUCUUCACCAAGGUUGUGCUGGAGGCACCACUCAUUACUGAGAGCGCCCUGGAGGUGAUUCGCAAGUACUGUGAGGACGAGAGUCGUACCUAUCUGGGAAUGUCCACGCUCCGAGACCUGAUCUUCAAGCGCCCAUCCCGCCAGUUCCAGUACCUGCAUGUCCUCCUAGACCUCAGCUCCCAUGAGAAGGACAAGGUGCGCUCUCAGGCCCUGCUCUUUAUCAAGCGCAUGUAUGAGAAGGAACAGCUGCGAGAGUACGUGGAGAAAUUUGCCCUCAACUAUCUACAGCUCUUGGUCCACCCCAACCCGCCGUCUGUGCUGUUUGGAGCCGACAAGGACACAGAGGUGGCAGCGCCCUGGACUGAGGAGACAGUGAAGCAGUGUCUAUACCUCUACCUGGCCCUCCUGCCUCAGAACCACAAGCUGAUCCAUGAGCUGGCAGCCGUGUACACUGAGGCCAUCGCAGACAUCAAGCGGACAGUGCUGAGGGUCAUCGAACAGCCGAUCCGAGGAAUGGGCAUGAACUCACCAGAGCUGCUCCUGCUGGUAGAAAACUGUCCCAAGGGGGCAGAAACGCUGGUCACCCGAUGUCUGCACAGCCUCACAGAUAAAGUCCCGCCCUCCCCAGAGCUGGUGAAGCGGGUUCGGGAUCUAUACCACAAGCGACUGCCAGAUGUCCGCUUCCUCAUCCCUGUGCUCAAUGGGCUGGAGAAGAAAGAGGUGAUCCAGGCCCUGCCUAAGCUCAUCAAACUCAACCCCAUCGUGGUAAAGGAGGUCUUCAACCGCCUGCUGGGCACCCAGCACGGCGAAGGAAACUCAGCCUUGUCCCCCCUCAACCCUGGGGAGCUCCUGAUUGCAUUACACAACAUCGACUCGGUGAAGUGCGACAUGAAGUCCAUCAUCAAAGCCACCAACCUGUGCUUUGCGGAGCGGAACGUGUACACAUCGGAGGUGCUGGCGGUGGUGAUGCAGCAGCUGAUGGAGCAGAGCCCCCUGCCCAUGCUGCUCAUGAGGACCGUGAUCCAGUCCCUGACCAUGUACCCCCGCCUGGGGGGCUUCGUCAUGAACAUCCUGUCCCGCCUCAUCAUGAAGCAGGUGUGGAAGUAUCCCAAAGUGUGGGAGGGCUUCAUCAAAUGCUGCCAGCGCACCAAGCCCCAGAGCUUCCAGGUCAUCCUGCAGCUACCACCCCAGCAGCUGGGAGCCGUCUUUGACAAGUGCCCCGAGCUCCGGGAGCCCCUGCUGGCCCACGUCCGCUCCUUCACACCCCACCAGCAAGCACAUGUCCCCAACUCCAUCAUGGCCAUCUUGGAGGCCAGCGGCAAGCAGGAGCCAGAAGCCAAGGAAGCACCUGCGGGGCCUCUGGAAGAGGACGACCUGGAGCCCCUGGCCCUGGCCCCGGCCCCGACCCCAGCGCCAGCACCCCGACCCCCUCAGGACCUCAUCGGCCUGCGGCUGGCCCAGGAGAAGGCCUUAAAACGGCAGCUGGAGGAGGAACAGAAGCUGAAGCCUGGAGGAGUGGGAGCCCCCUCCUCCUCCUCCUCGUCUCCCUCCUCUUCCUCGGCCCGGCAGGGCCCUCUCGCGUCCGAGGAAGUCAUGGAGUUCCGGGAGGAGGGGCCUGAGUGCGAGACCCCGGCCAUCUUCAUCAGCAUGGAUGAGGACUCCGGGCUGACGGAGGCCGCGCUGCUGGACGCGAGUCUCGAGGGGCCCCUGCCUAAGGAGGCAGCAGCGGGGGGGUUGGCCUCAAAGGAGGAGCGGAGCCCCCAGACCCUCGCCCCUGCCGGCGAAGACGCCGUGAAGACCCCCAGCCCGGCCGCGGAGGAGGCCGGGGAUCCCGAGACCAAGGGGAACAGCUGACCGGGCUUAAGCGGUGGGAAGGGAGCGGGAUGGGACCUGGGGUUGGGCGACGGGCGGGGCUGGACCGCGGGUGCUUUGCCUUAAAAGAUUAAAAGA